This is a messenger RNA of Coregonus clupeaformis (lake whitefish), 2656 nucleotides long. It is a transcript of the gene stau1, whose product is annotated as staufen double-stranded RNA binding protein 1. The coding region runs from base 321 to 2450 and encodes 709 amino acids. NCBI's taxonomy places the organism in Eukaryota, Metazoa, Chordata, Actinopteri, Salmoniformes, Salmonidae. The transcript is spliced from 16 exons. The record is from RefSeq and is a predicted model, not a curated record.
UCCCGGAAGAGACAGCCAAGAGUGGGCCAUUCUCUUUAGUGUUUGCCUUGUAUGCCUUUUCCCCACCUCUUCACUACCAACAUUUUGAUCCAAAAUCACACGGGAAACCCUACACAAUUGGAGCAAAACCAAACCAAUACAACAUUUAAGCAACGUAUCCAAUGGAGUAACUAAGAACUGGACAGAAGGAUAACGAGGCAGGGCUUUGCAGUCACUCACCUCAAAGUCAAACAAACCUUAAACGUCUAUCGCUGCUGCACUGAAGAGUUCCCACCUCGAACCUACCUACUGCCUGACUCCACCAAACCCAACUGGCCAGUAUGUCCCAGCUCCAGUUCCAGUGUCCGGGUAACCUUAUGUCGAGCGAUGCUGCCAGCCCCAUGCAGCAGCUGUCUCAACACCAGCCAGGGUACAGUAUCCCCUGUGCCUCUGGCCCCCUACCCUCCGAGAGCGCCAGUCACCCGCUCCUGAGCUCAGCCCUGCCCUCGGGCUCAGCCACUCCCUUCAGCCCCGCCUCCACAGUAUCUAACAUGGCAAACCCUAAAGAGAAGACCCCCAUGUGUCUGGUGAAUGAGUUAGCCCGUUUCAAUAAGAUCCAGCCUGAGUAUAAGCUGCUCUGUGAGCAAGGACCAGCUCAUUCCAAGAUCUUCUCAGUGCGGUUAUCGCUGGGGGAUCAGCACUGGGAGGCAGAGGGGACCAGUAUAAAGAAGGCCCAGCACUCUGCAGCUGCCACAGCCUUGGCCCAGACCACACUGCCCAAACCUAGCAUGAAGAACAACCCCCGCAACAACACAGUAGAUUGCAUGACACACACGGUGGAGCUGAAUGCCCUCUGUAUGAAGCUAGGGAUGAAGCCCAUGUACAAGCCCAUAGACCCCUACCCUGGGAUGAGACCAUCCAGCUUCAACUACAACAUCAGGGCCCCAGGGCCUUACCAACGCUCCAUGCAACAGUACUACUACCCGUUUCCCCCGGUGGGGCCAGUGCUGUACCACAUGGAGCUGAACAUCGGGGGCCAACAGUUCCAUGGGAAGGGGCGCACGCGGCAGCUCGCCAAACACGACGCCGCCGCCAAGGCACUGAAGACUCUGCAGAAAGAGCCCAUACUGCUGCAGCAGCUGCCUGAGACUAAUGGAGAAGACACAGAGAACUUCAAUAAAUCAGAAAUCAGCCAGGUGUUUGAGAUCGCACUGAAGAGGAACAUGCCUGUCAACUUUGAGGUUCUGAAGGAGGCAGGUCCGCCUCACAUGAAGAGCUUCAUGGUGCGUGUGGCGGUGGGGGAGUUCUGUGGUGAGGGCGAGGGCAAGAGUAAGAAGAUGGCUAAGAAGCUGGCAGCUACAGCUGUGCUGGAGGAACUGAGGAGACUGCCCCAGCUGCCCCCCAGCGUGGAGAAGAUUCAGCCAGCACGCAUCAAGAAGAAAACCAAGUCCAUCGUUAAGCUGCAGACCAGUCCAGAGUAUGGGCAGGGCAUGAACCCCAUUAGCAGACUGGCUCAGAUCCAGCAGGCUAAGAAAGAGAAGGAGCCAGAGUACAGCAUGUUAACAGAGAGGGGGCUGCCCAGACGCAGGGAGUUUGUCAUGCAGGUGACGGUGUGUGGCCAGUGUGCGGAGGGCUUGGGCCCCAGUAAGAAGGUAGCCAAGAGGAACGCAGCAGAGAAGAUGCUGGAGCUUCUAGGUUUCAAAGUGCCUCAGCCUCAGCCCCACAAACCUGCGCUCAAAAUGGACGAAAAGGUCCCGCAGAAGAAAAAUGGAGACGGGAGGAAAGUGACCUUCUUUGAGCCGGGCUCUGUGGAGGAGAGCCAGUCGCUGGGCUCCAAGGCAGAGGACUACCGCCAGCCCUACCUCAGCCACCAGCAGCUCCCAGCAGGUAUCCUGCCCAUGGUGGCAGAGGUGGCCCAGGCUAUAGGGGCCAGCCCCAGUCAGGGGCACCAGAACAAGGGCUACGGCCCCCGGACCAACCCAGCCAAGGCCACCCUGACGGCCAUGAUCGCCAACGAGCUGCUGUACGCUGGUACUUCCCUGACCGCCGAUACCAUCCUGAAGAGUCAGAACGGUAUGGCUCAUCUAGUACCUCAUGGACCCCUGACCAGAACCUCCGAACAGCUCAGCUACCUAGCCAACGUACAAGGCCUGCAGGUGGAUUACAAAGACUUCCCCAAAAACAACAAGAAUGAAUUUGUGUCGCUGAUUAACUGCUCCUCCCAGCCGCCUCUUAUCAGCCACGGCAUUGGCAAGGACGUGGAGUCCUGUCACGACAUGGCAGCCUUGAAUAUCCUGAAGUUACUGUCAGAGCUGGACCAGCACCAGCACCAGCAGCAGACCAAUGAAAGGACAGGGAGCAGACCAACCUCUGGGUGUGGCAAACAGGACAUGGACGGCAGCGACUCUCUCCUUAUCAAACAGGCUAACUCAAGCACCUUGGGACAACAGACUCUGGAUGGCACUGUGUAGGCAGAUGCACACCAUUGGUUGUUUGAAAGAAGCACUAAAAGAAAACUCUGACACUGUGUUCUGAUAGGCUGUUUUAGAAUUAUACAGGAAGCUCAGGGCAACUGUAGGCUCUAAAGCAUCACUAGUGUUUAUAUUAUAUUAAAUGUUCCAAAAUGUUCACAGUUAAACAAGAUUGAUAGAAUAAAAAGUACGUUUAUUUCCUCCUC